Molecule: messenger RNA, 854 nt
Organism: Trichomonas vaginalis G3
Lineage: Eukaryota; Parabasalia; Trichomonadida; Trichomonadidae
Product: protein of unknown function, DUF4106 family
Exons: 1
Source: RefSeq, a predicted model, not a curated record
AUGGGAUAUAAGAUAUAUUCUAACUCUGACUUAGUUCAAACAGUAACAUGGGCAAACUAUGAAUGGUUCGCUUUGAGAAACUCAGUACAACCACAAGCUAGAGAACAAACAGACCAGUAUGCAACUAUUGAGAAAAUAAGAAGACUUGACCCUAACGUUCCAGGAGUUUAUGUUAACCUUUCUGGACAAACUGCAGCAGCAGUAACCAAAGUAAAACUGAAACUUAGAGUUCCUUUGUCAUCUUUCCUCAUCUUCAGGUUUUUAAGAUACUUGCCAAACUGGGCAGGAAAAAUUUCUAUCGAACUUACUCCAAGCAAAAAUAACUUAGUCAUUGCACCAACACAAGACCCAUUCACUCUUACAGAUACAGCUGGUGGAGCCAAGUUCUGUGACUUUUGCAAAGACAAAGUUGACUUAGACUUUGGUUUCUCAAACUUCAACAAUGAAGUAAACUAUUAUUUCAAUGCUGCUGGAACUGCUUGGGACCCAGUUAAGUUUACAUGCGAAAAAUUUGAAUGCAAGAGAAUAGAAAGCAGACUUGCCGUUUAUAUGUUGGACCCAGAUAUUUCAAAUGCUUUAGCUGCCAAAUAUAUUGCAGUUCCACUUAUGUUCCCUAUACACCAAAUAUCUGUCAAAGACUUUGCAGGUGAAGUUGGAAACCAAAGUGCUGACCCAGGUGCAAGAACAGAUAUUGCUUUAACAACUGCAAUGAAACAUGCAGAUACUAUGUUUGUACUGUUCAGACGAACUAUAAAUGACUAUUCUUGUUUCUACAACCCCGGUAUUAAAUAUCAUAUAAACAUAGAUGGCAAAUAUUAUCCAAGAGAAGAAUAUUCUACAGUUGAGGAUAUGAG